AUGGCCGGCGAGACACGAGCGAACGGGCCCGACGGUCCCCACCCCGUCGCUGUCGUCGAGGAAGCAACGACGAAUGGAGAGGAAACACGAACACCGCAUUCCUCAGACAACGUGACGAACCAAGACACCGAGAAUCAGGCACCAUCAUCACGCAUCGCUUCCGAAACAAAAGACGACCGUGCUGAUAACGUUCAUCGCAUACCACAUGGAGACGGCACGCCCCAUGGGCCGGCCCCGAGCGGCGCCCUCGAAGACCACGUCCAGAGCAAAGCCAAUCCCCAGGCGACCGGCCACAAAGCCCCUCAGCAAAAGCCACAUCACCAUUCUGGCGACCUCAAAAUUGCCCUGGCGGAGCACAAGAAGAAAUUGAAGGAGAACUUGAAGGACGCCCCGCCCGGCGGCUUCGACCCGACACCUCUGCCCGAUGCUCCUCCAGGCUUCACCGUUCGCUUCAUCUUCCACCGUGCAUCCAACCUGCCUGCUGCCGAUCUCAAGACGCAAUCAUCCGACCCCUUUGUCCAUGCCACCCUCAAGGCACCUGUACCGAAACGACACAGCGAGGACCCCGACCUGUAUCGCCGCACCCGGACCAUGCGCCGCACGACCGAACCCGUCUGGGAUGAGGAAUGGAUCGUUGCCAACAUCCCAGCCGCCGGCUUCACCCUCAAGUGUCGCAUCUAUGACGAGGACUACCCCGACUCGGACGACCGUCUCGGUAACGUGACGAUCAAGGUCAACCAUGUCAGCGAAGACUGGGCCGGGAUCCCGCCGCCAGGGCGUGAGUUCAAGGCCAAGAAGCGCAUGGGUAGCAAGCGAGCCUACUUUUUCAAGGCCAUCACGAGCCGUUUUGAUCCCCACGUCGACAUGACGCCGAGUCUCUGGGUCAGCAUGCAGGUGAUCGGUCGGUCUAACCCGCCUCACGCCCAGAUGUACACCAUCGGGCCCUCUAUCUACUUUAAGCAUUUCAGCCCUACCAUCGGACGCCUGACAGGGACCAAAGUCAACAAGGACAACCAGGACGACCUCAGAAAGGAGCACUCGGAAGAGGAACCCGAGCCCAAGAAGAUGCAGAAAUACGACUUUCAAUCCAACGAGAUGCAUCUCUCAGGCCCCGUCCCCUCCGAGUUGUACCACCGCUACGUCGAGUUUCGCCCCUCGAUCGCUCUCAUGUUCGCUGGCAAGGGCCUCCGCGGCCGCAUCCUCAACAAGGCGCUCCACAAACAGCACCGCCGCGUCUACAACUUCAGUCCGACGACCGAGGCUGGGACCUUUGCGCCUUGCUCCGAGGAAGCCUCGCAGCAGUUCCUCCGCCUCGCUCACUUUGACGAGGGCGGUCGCAUCUUCACAUAUGUGUUGACCCUCGACGGCAUGUUCCGCUUCACCGAGACGGGCAGCGAAUUCAGCAUCGACAUGCUGAGCAAGCACACAAUGCACAGCGAUGUCGCGACCUACAUUGCCUGCUCGGGCGAAUUCUUCAUCCGUCGCCUCGACCGACCAUCGGCUUCGUCGGAUCCCGAGCCCGCGGAAAACACGCACCCAGCGAAAGACAUACCCGGGGGUCCACCAACCGAGCCCCCGCCCGACGACCCGGCAUACUACCAACUCAUCAUCGACAACGACUCGGGCACGUACCGGCCUGACGAGUCGGUGCUGCCGCUGCUGCGCGACUUUCUUGAACAUAAUUUUCCCGGCCUCGGCGUCGUCGCGAUGCACUGCGCCGACGAGCGCCUCGUCUCCAUGAAGAAGCAGCAGGUCGAGUACAAGAAGGCCGCCGGACAGCGGGUCAACAUGGUCAUGAACCGGAGCCCGAGCUCGAGCUCCAUGAGCUCGCUGAGCUCGGUUGGCAGCGACCUUGACGAUCUUGAUCGCUCCGACUACGCGGGACGGGCGCAGAAGACCAAGAGGGAACAGGCUCUCGAGUUUGUUGAAGAUCCGAGACGGGUCAAGGCCGUGCUCAGUGGUGGACAUGCCGAUGCCACUGGGUCGUGA
Messenger RNA from Verticillium alfalfae VaMs.102, 1989 nucleotides. Its product is annotated as C2 domain-containing protein. The coding region runs from base 1 to 1989 and encodes 662 amino acids. Gene Ontology annotation, biological process: positive regulation of gene expression. The transcript is spliced from 2 exons. Lineage: Eukaryota; Fungi; Ascomycota; Sordariomycetes; Glomerellales; Plectosphaerellaceae. The record is from RefSeq and is a predicted model, not a curated record.